UCGCUCUGCGGCACUUGUUUACAUGAAAAGUGCACAAAGUAUGCACAUGGCUUAUCGCAUGCAUGUGUGUUUGUAACCAUGGAUGACGUCAUCGUGAAGGUCGAACCAACAGAUCCAGAUGAGGACCCACAUGGAACCUUAGCUUGUGCCGAAUAUGUAAAAAUGGAGAGUAAGGACGAUGGUACGCGGACGACAGUCGAUAGGACUGAUACGGGACAGAGUGAAGCGGAUCUCUAUAUAGCAGGCUUAGAAGACUGCAGUGGAGCAGAUUUUCCAUAUGUUAGUUUAACAGAGAGUGACUACAGCUCACUUUUCUUUGACUGUGAUGAUGACCUCUCCGAUACAAAUGAUGACUUCGAUGUCUUCGCUUUGACCGGUGGCGUACCUGUCUUACCCGACCAAGAUGGGUUGAUAGAGAUGCCUCAGGGACUGGCUGUGAGCGGUUCCAAGGUCGCGCGCUACAACCCCAUGACCAAGGAGUACCACUGCAUUAGCUGCCCAAUGCGAGGAUCCGCCUCCCAUCUAGCUGAACAUUAUCUAGGGGUCCACCUAAACACAAAGUGUUUUAUCUGCCCGAUUUGCUCAUACAGUAGCUCUUGGGUGCGUGGCCUACUCAAUCAUGUUGAGACGUCGCACCAAGAGAGUGUCGAUAAGGCAGACCUUGUCAAGAAUGUGCCGAUAUACACUGAAGUGAUCACCUUGCUCAAGCACCUGAAGAAGCUGUCAAACUUCAUCACGGGCAUGACGGACGACGGCCCGAAGAAGUACCGCUGCAACGUGUGCGGCUACGAGACGAAUCGCGGCGACCUCGCGCGGCGACACUCGCUCACGCACAGCGGCGAGCGGCCGUUCGCCUGCUACGUGUGCCAGCAGAAGUUCAAGCGCGUCGAGCACAUCAAGAAGCACUUCCUGCGGCUGCACACGAGCGCCACGUGGGACUCGACGAAGGUGAUCCGCUUCAACCGGGACAACUCGAGCGGAUACAAGUACUUCACGACGAUCGACCUGCCGCGACCGCGCAAGUCCGGCGGCGGCGAGCUGAACGGCGACGGGCUUCCCGCGCAGGGCUACCUCGACGUCGACGACCUCGUCGAGGCCAGCGAGAGCUGGAAGCGCAAGGAGUUCGACUGGGUCGACGACGACGUCAACGACGCGGACGACGGCGGCGGUGCGGCGAAGCGCUUCCAUGCGGACGAGGUCGUCGAGACCGCCGCUGCCGCGAACCUGACGCCGUCGAAGGGCCGGCCGCGGAAAAGCGCGCGGCUCGCAGCCGACGCUGCGGCGGCCGCGGUCGCGGAGAAGACGGUCGACAAGACGCUGUUUGCGAUCCGCGACGACGUCGCCGAGAAGAUCUCGAAGACGAAGCUCGCGAAGAGCCUCGAGCGGGACGGCGCGGCGUCGCCGCCUAUAUCGCCGCACGUCUCCGUCGAGUGCACGAACGGAGCCGGCGCGGCCGCCCCGCCUCCGCCGCCGCCGCCGCCGGUUAAGACGCUCAAGUACACGUGUCCGCAGUGUCCGUUCUUCGCGAUGGACAACUGGCACCUGCAGCGGCACAUCCGCGCGCGCCAUGUCGCGCUGAAGCCAUUCCAGUGCGCAUUCUGCCGCUUCCGCGCCACCUACUGGGACCGUGUGCUCGUGCACGCGCGUCGCAAGCACGACCGAUUGAAGUGCGACCGCUGCUCGUUCUACGGCGAGGGUGAAAAGCAGCUGCUGCAGCAUCGCAACGAUGAGCACUGGGAGUCGCUGUUCAGAUGCAAAGCUUGUGAGAUGAGUUUUCGAACAAGUCAACAACUGGAUGAGCAUCUGCUAUUUGACCACAGUGGCACGGCGAAACCCGUCAACAAUGACAGCAGCAAGGCGAGUCGUCUCGACGCUCAGUCGUCGUCCUACGCGACGCCGCUGCCGAUCUCGGACGCCGCGUUCCCGACGUCGGCGUUCGUCGGCGCGACGUCGGCGUUUGUCGGCGCGACGACGCGGGCCGCAGCAGCAGCCGCAGCCGCCGCGAGCCAGCGUUCGCCGAAGAUGCUGCCCGGCGCCAUGUUCUGGAAGAAGCAGAUGUGCGAGUUCUGCAGCAAGUACCUCGCAUCGCGCAAGGGCCUGCGCGCGCACAAGAAGUUCCACUGCAAGACGCUGAAAUGCUCCGGCUCGCUCGCGAGCCCGACCGACCUCACGAACGAGACGACGCCCGAUGAAAUCAUCCUGAACUCGUGCUACGACCGCAGCCGGCUCGAGGACGACGGCGACGCGAGCGGGGACGCGAGCGACGAGGCGGCGGCGCGCGGCGGCGGCGGCGGGGAGGACGAGGCGAGCGACAACGCGUUUCAGUGCUCGCUGUGCGCGUUCUCGUGCCCGACGCGCGCCGAGAUGAUCGCGCACAUGGAGGUGCACUGGGGCAUGGCCGACGGCGAGAGCGACGACGACGACGACGACGGCGUCGACUCGUCGUCGGACAGCCUCCCCGAGGACACGUCCGGCUACCCGUUCGGGGAUCACACGAGCGACGAGCUGUACCGGCUCGCGCGCGUCGCCCUCGCUGCCGCCGCCGCCGCACCCGUCGAGUCCGAGAGCACGUCGUGCGAGGGUGCCACCGGCUGCGAACUCGACGCGGAGAUUCUCAAGGCGAAGCUCAAAAAGGACCUGUUCAUGCACAAGGGUAACGGCCGGAAGACGCUGGACGAGCUGUUUCCGGCACCGACGUCCCGGGACGGUGAGGACGACUCCGAUAAAGAUCUGGCUUCCGAGUUGAGCGGACAGGACGUGGUGAACGACUCGCAAUAG
Messenger RNA from Priapulus caudatus, 2778 nucleotides. RefSeq lists its product as uncharacterized. Bases 79 to 2778 code for a protein of 899 amino acids. Lineage: Eukaryota; Metazoa; Priapulida; Priapulimorpha; Priapulimorphida; Priapulidae. The record is from RefSeq and is a predicted model, not a curated record. Gene Ontology annotation, molecular function: DNA-binding transcription factor activity, RNA polymerase II-specific; RNA polymerase II transcription regulatory region sequence-specific DNA binding. Gene Ontology annotation, cellular component: nucleus. Gene Ontology annotation, biological process: regulation of transcription by RNA polymerase II. The transcript has 9 exons.